AUGGGGUUGCCUGGCCGUGCUGUGUUUAUGGUACAACCAACGUUCCCUUGUAUUUGGAGGUUAGCGCUGCUCUUUUUCUCCAUGUGGGGAUUUGAUGCCCAAACUGCAGCAGAAACUAAAGCAUUGUACAUCUGGCAAACAGGUCCGUGGGCUCGUUGUAUGGGAAGCGAGUGUGGUCCAGGAGGAAGCCAGAGUAGAGCAGUAUGGUGCGCUCAUUCUGAGGGCUGGACUACUCUACAUACGAACUGUGACCAGGCAGAACGGCCAGACAACCAGCAGAGUUGUUUCAGAGUAUGUGACUGGCAUAAAGACCUGUAUGAAUGGCAGCUGGGUGCCUGGAACCAGUGUGUCCCAGUGCUGAUGCGCAGCACUGGGGUACAGCGCCCAACUGUGUGCUCACGAGGUGAGGAGGGCAUCCAGACCCGGGAGGUGGGCUGCGUUCAGAAAGCUAAUGGUGAACCCGCUGAAAAUGCUAUCUGUGAAUAUUUUGAGCCUAAACCUCGCCUCGAACAGGCCUGUCUAAUUCCAUGUCCUCAGGACUGUGUGCUGUCUGAGUUCAGCCCAUGGACUUCAUGUUCUAAAACCUGUGGGAUAGGUUUACAAAACCGGAUCCGCUUUGUUCUUGCACCACCACUGUUCGGUGGAGCAAUGUGUCCAAACCUGACAGAGUUUCAGACAUGCCAGCCAGGGCUCUGUGAGACAAAGGAAAAUCUUUACAGUCUCAGAGUGGGACCUUGGGGUCCCUGCUCUGUUCCACUGCCAAGGCAAACGAGACAAGCUGAAAAAACACGCAGAGAGGGGAACAAGAGAUCAAGGGAACCUUCUAAAGAGGGAAACAAACAGAGUAGGGAGGGUGAAACACCAUCCAGGGAAGACAAACAGAUCAGAGAGAGCAACAAACAGUCAGUAGAGAGAAACAAACAGAUUAGAGAUGAAACGCAGUACCAAGAAAAUGACAAAAAUGCAAAAGAAGGUGCCAAAGUGUCCAGAAACAGUGACAAACCAUCAAGACUCAACAGAAAAUUGGCCAGAGCAAACAGGAAACCAGACAGGCCUUCCAGACAGGCUGAUCAGCACAGACAACAGAAAAAGACUAAAAACAAGAGAAAAAAAGAAAAAAACAGAGACAAAGUCAAAAAGAAAUUAAAAGUGAAGGGAAAGGUGAAGGAUCCUGAGACCAGAGAGCGAAUGAAGAAGAACAAAAAUCGUCAGAAACGUCCGGGAGGGAAAUUCUGGGAUUUACAAGUUGGUUACCAGACCAGAGAAGUGACCUGUGUCCAUAAGAGUGGGGAUAUUGAAGCUCUCAGCUUCUGCUCUCAGGAAGCCCUUCCCGUGACCUUCCAGGCCUGUGUGGCUCCCAAAGACUGUGAUGUGACCGAGUGGUCCGAAUGGUCAGCUUGUUCCAAAGACUGCUACGACCCCAAUGGACCCAAGGGGGAGCGCAGUCGCACCAGAGGAGUGAGCCAGUUUCCUAUUGGUGGAGGAAAAGAUUGCCCAGAGUUAGAGGAGAGGGAAGCAUGCAGCCCCUUGGGGGAUGCAGUCCCAGCAUGCAUUGUCUACAACUGGAAAACCACAGAGUGGACUGAGUGUCGGGUGGAUGUUCUGCUGAGCCAGCAGGACCGUCGGCGUGGAAACCAAACGGGCUUGUGUGGAGGUGGCAUCCAGACUCGAGAGGUCUACUGUGUACAGGCCACUGUUGACAUGCCGCCCAAUCUCAGCCCAAUUAGGAGCAAAGAAGGACUGCGUCCAGUGGACAGUGAAUUGUGUUUGGGUGUCCCUCCAAACACCACACAGUUGUGCCAAAUAAUGUGUCCCGUUGAAUGUGAGGUGUCUUUGUGGAGCGCUUGGGGACCCUGCACCCAUGAAAACUGUCAAGACCAGACCACCAAGAAAGGUUUCAAACUGAGGAAGCGAGGGAUCAUCAAUGAGCCCACAGACGGGACAGGGAACUGCCCUCAUCUGGUGGAGGCCAUACCAUGUGAAGACCCCAGCUGCUACGAGUGGCUGGUGGUCCAACUGGAGGCGUGUAUUCCUGAUAAUGACAAAGAAUGUGGACCUGGAACACAAAUUCCCCAAGUCCAGUGUAUCAACAGUGAUGGUGAAACUGUGGAGAAACAACUUUGCCGUGAUGCCAUCCUUCCAAUGCCCACUGUCUGUGAGGUGCCUUGCCCAAAGGACUGUGCCCUGAGCCCCUGGACUUCCUGGUCCCUCUGCUCUCAUACCUGCUCCGGGAAGAACUCAGAGGGGAGGCAGACUCGUGCGCGUGCCAUUCUGGCCUAUAAUGCAGGAGAAGGAGGAGUCCAGUGUCCCAACAUCAGCACCCUGCAAGAAGUCAGGAGCUGCAAUGAGCACCCUUGCACUGUGUACCACUGGCAAACUGGUCCUUGGGGCCAAUGCAUCGAGGAUUCCUCCAUCCCAUCCAGCAACACAUCUGUAGGCCGAAUACGUGGCCAUGAUGUAUCAUGUUCAGUGGGAAUGCAGACUCGCAAAGUCAUCUGUGUCCGUGUCAAUGUGGGCCAGGUUCCUCCCAAAAAAAUGAAGCACGAGAUCAGGUGGGCGGCUAGGAGACUAUCCAGCACGGGGCAACAGUUCAGGCAGAUGGCCAGGAGACAGUCCGGAUAUAUGUGGAACCCUCUGGAGAUGUGGGACCCUCUUGGGAUGUGGGAACCUUGGGAGACUCGGGAACCACAGGAGAUUCGAGAACCACUGAAGGCUCUGGACCCACAGGAGACUCUGGACCCAAAGGAGACUCUUGCCCCACAGGAUAUUCUGGAUCCACAGGAGACUCUGGACCCAUGGGAGAUGAAGAAGAAGAGAAAAAGUAAAAAGCUUGACCAGUGUAAAAAUACUCAAACAUAUCCCCUGAGUGAGACCCAGUAUUGCCCCUGUAACAAAUACAACGCCCAGCCCGUGGGCAACUGGUCAGACUGUAUACUACCUGAGGGCAUCCGUAUGGAAGGCCAACUUGGCAUGAAGGUCCAAGGUGACAUCAAGGAGUGCGGCCAAGGAUAUCGCUACCAGGCCAUGGUGUGCUAUGACCAGGAUAACAGCAUCGUAGAAACUUCUCGCUGUAACAGCCAUGGGUACAUUGAGGAAGCUUGCAUCAUUCCUUGCCCAUCUGACUGCAAACUGAGUGAAUGGUCCAACUGGUCACGCUGCAGUAAAUCAUGUGGCAGUGGGGUCAAAGUUCGCUCUAAGUGGCUCAGAGAAAAGCCCUACAAUGGUGGAAGACCAUGCCCUAAACUGGACCAUGUCAACCAGGCUCAGGUCUAUGAGGUGGUGCCUUGUGUCAGUGACUGUGGACAGUUCGUUUGGAUAGCAGAGCCGUGGAGUGUUUGGAAAGUUAGUAAUGUGGAUAUGAGAAAAAACUGCGGUGAAGGUGUGCAGACCCGGAAAAUCAGGUGUAUGCUGAACACUGUAGACGGGCCCUCUGAACAGGUUGAGGACUACCUGUGUGACCCAGAAGAGAUGCCUUUAGGGGCCCGAAACAGCCAUCUGCCCUGCCCUGAGGACUGUGUGUUAUCUGACUGGGGGGCCUGGAGUCCAUGUCCCCUGCCGUGUAGUGAGAACAGGACCCAUGAGAGGGUUGCCUAUCCAGUCCGAAAACCAGGAAAAGAGAAGACAUGUCCUCCAACAACUGAGUCAGAACCAUGCAAGCUCAACAGGAACUGCUUCCACUACUUUUACAACAUCACAGACUGGAGCACCUGUCAGCUCAGUGACAGAGCAGUGUGUGGACAUGGCAUCAAGACCCGCAUGCUCGACUGUGUGCGUAGCGAUGGCAAAUCUGUGGAUCUUAGCUUCUGUAAACAGCUGGGUCUCGAGAGGAAGUGGCAGAUGAAUGCUUCCUGUGUCGUGGAAUGUCCUGUCAACUGCCAGCUGUCAGAAUGGUCCACGUGGUCUGCGUGCACUCACACUUGUGGCCUGGCAGGUAAACUGUGGAGAACACGAGCAGUGAUCCAGUCUCCUCAAGGUGAUGGGAGGCCAUGUCCAUCGCAGAUGAAACAGUGGAAGCCCUGUCUGGUGAAGCCCUGUUACAGCUGGAGAUACAGUGCCUGGUCUGAGUGCAAGUCAGAGGGGGCAAAGUGUGGAGAAGGCAUUCGCUUCAGAAAUGUCUCCUGCUUUGUGUCAGACGGUUCAAGCGAGCAGGACAGAAGUGUUGUUGAUGAUGAGCUGUGUGGAGAUCUGGAGCUUUCAGUGGAUGGAGAUAGACAAAUGAUUCUGCAGGAACCCUGUACUGUUCCCUGUCCAGGAGAGUGCUACUUGACAGACUGGACUGUAUGGAGUCCAUGCCAGUUGAGCUGUGUGAAUGGGAAAGACCAGGGUUUUGGCUCAGUCCAAGUCCGUUCCAGAGCAGUGGUGGCCCAGGAUCCAGAAAACCUGCUUGAGUGUCCGGAACAAGAGCUGGAGGCAAAGCCGUGCACAGGUGGCCAGUGUUUUGAGUACAAGUGGAGGACUGGACCGUGGAGAGGCUCGUCCCGCCAUGUCUGGUGUCAGCGUUCAGAUGGGCUGAAUGUCACAGGUGGAUGCCUGGCAGUAACAAAACCAUUGGCUGACCGAUCCUGUGACCCACCCUGUACCAAACCAUUGUCUCUGUGCACAGAGGCGGGGGUGUGCGGCUGUGAGGAGGGCUACACUGAGGUCAUGACAUCUGACGGCCUGCUGGAUCAAUGCACAGUCAUCCCAGUGCUGGAGAUCCCAACGGCAGGUGACAACAGAGCUGAUGUCAAGACCAUUCGAGCCUUUAACCCGAUCCAGCCUGCAGCCAGCGCACCGGGCCGGGCUGGGCGGACAUGGUUCCUGCAGCCUUUUGGUCCAGAUGGAACACUGAAGACCUGGGUGUACGGCGUCGCAGCUGGAGUGUUUGUUCUCCUCAUCUUCAUCGUCUCGAUGACAUAUUUAGCUUGCAAGAAGCCAAAGAAGCCGCAGAGACGACAGAUGAACAACAGACUGAAACCUCUGACUCUGGCGUACGACGGAGACGCCGACAUGUAG
Messenger RNA from Nematolebias whitei (Rio pearlfish), 4995 nucleotides. Its product is annotated as thrombospondin type-1 domain-containing protein 7A. The coding region runs from base 1 to 4995 and encodes 1664 amino acids. Gene Ontology annotation, cellular component: extracellular matrix. Lineage: Eukaryota; Metazoa; Chordata; Actinopteri; Cyprinodontiformes; Rivulidae. Gene Ontology annotation, biological process: cell adhesion. The transcript is spliced from 26 exons. The record is from RefSeq and is a predicted model, not a curated record.